Molecule: messenger RNA, 2284 nt
Organism: Zootermopsis nevadensis
Lineage: Eukaryota; Metazoa; Arthropoda; Insecta; Blattodea; Termopsidae
Product: sin3 histone deacetylase corepressor complex component SDS3
Source: RefSeq, a predicted model, not a curated record
UAUGCGAUCGGAGCUACCGUUCUGUACUGGUAUUCGUGCGUGCUUUCGUAUGAAGUUUGAAAGAUGUGUCUAGGCCGAUAAAAUAUUUUGUUCGUAUUCCGAAAAAAAUAAACAUAGUGGGGAAAAAUUGACAAUGUCAUCCCAUCAUGGAUCUCCAUUUUCAUCGGCGUAUUUACAUGACGAGUAUGACUUUGACGAUGAAAUCAACGACGAAGACUUGGACGAAGAUCGCGAAAAUGAUGAACAAGAAGAAAGUGAUGAAGAUACUGAAGAAGCAAGUGAAACAGAUAUGGGGAAGUCCGAAGAAUACACGGAAAUUAAAGAACAAAUGUAUCAGGACAAACUAGCCAGUCUGAAAAAGCAGCUUCAGCAACUAAAGGAUGGUACACAUCCUGAGUACAAUCGUAAAUUGAAGAUUCUUGAUGCUGCUUACAAAGAAAGGUUGCAUCUUAAUGUUAUCCAUAAGGAUUAUUUGAUAGAAUGUGUUGAAAGGGACUAUGUAAUUGAGAAGAAAGCUGCUGUAAAAGAAUUUGAAGAAAAGAAAAUAGAGCUCCGAGAAACUUUAAUAUCAGAUAUGGAAGAAAAACGUAAACUCAUAGAGGCUGAACGUCACACCAUGGAACUGACAGGGGAUUCAAUGGAGGUGAAACCUGUCAUGACGCGGAAGCUCCGGCGACGUCCAAAUGACCCAGUUCCAAUUCCAGAGAAGCGACGCAAACCACCACCAGCACAACUUAACUACCUUCUGGACGAGAAGGAUAUUGAAGGAGACUUGAAAAUCAUUAGCCGGGGGAAGUUGCUUGGUCCCAUUAGAAAACCUGCACUUGUUCCUUCUUCUGGUUUGUCAUCAUUGGGACUUUCACUGCCUGAUAAUUCUCUUCCUGACACUAGAAUCGAGGACGGAAAGUUGCUGUAUGAACGAAAAUGGUAUCAUCGAGGGCAGCCAGUGUACGUAGAAGGAAAAGAUCUUCCUCGUUUCUCAGCCAUUAUUUCUGCCAUUGGCACAGAGGCUAUUUGGGUUAAGAAAACGGUGGAUGGUACCAAAGUACGGAUUUACACUUCGCAGUUGAGUCGUGGAAAGAUUUCAAUCAAACGCAGAGCUUCAUAAUAUUUUAUCUUGCAAUGAAGCGUGUUUGGAAUGCAUCGUGGUAAAUCAUUAGCCAUGUUUCCAAGGUCUGGCAUCCGAACUGACUGAUGGAAAUAUUCCAAAUAGUUAUUAUCUUACAAUUACAAGGAGAUAUACAAUAGGUUCUUCUGCGCUAUCAAAGGUAAUAUGACAUAAAAUUUUGAUAUUUUCUAACGUCUCCUCUGGCUUCUUUUUCAUUAUAGCCAUGGAUAUAUGCCUGUAGUUAUACCAUUAAGAUAUUCCAUUAUAUUAUUAUAGGAAUAAAUGUUUUAGUACAAGAUGAAAAUUAAUGACUGUGCUGUUGCAUAUCCUAAUCAUUUGAAAAGUCUAGAAAAGCUUUACUGGGUGUCACGUAUGCUCUAUCUCUUAUCAUUUAUAUAGAUUCUGUAACUUCGUAUGUCUUUGAAGGCAGUAUCAGUCUUAUAAUGUCAGCCUUUUUAAUAGUAAUUAAAUUUGUAUAAGUCAGUAUUAAACAGAAUGGUUUCUUUAUUCUUUCAGUAAAUUUUAAUGGAAUGUAGGUUUCCCAAUAUUAAGAAAAGUACUUUGUAGUCACCAAAUAAAAUUACAGUUAUUUGAGAAGAAUAAUCGUAAAAAAAUAAACAUGUUUAAGUACAUUGUUUUCAUUUAGGUCAGGGUUAUUAAGUUUAAUGUUCGUGAAAGUUUUUUGGUCUAAAGAAUACUGACGAAUCCAAAGAAGAUACUAAAAGGCAUAGUUACAAGCUGCAACUGUAAUCUUGAGACUUGCGGGGUGAGGAAGUAUGGUGAAGGAGGAAAGGUAGCCUCUGCCUUUAACGCUUAGGACUUCCUGCAUUCCUUGCAAGACUCAAGAUUACAGUCGUGUACUGUAUAAACAAGAGUGGGGAAGUGUGCAUAUCUAGUGAUUAUAAACAGUAACUAAAUAGCAGGAAGUUUGUCGACUGUUUUGGUGGCUCAUGUUUUAUUAUUUUACCAAUAAGUUUCAUGCAAGCAUUUAUAGUGUUUAUUCAAAUAAUUUUCUAUCAGGUAAUAUGACAAAAAUUUAGACCCGUAAAUAAUGUGAACCUUAGAAUGAAUGUAAGUGUAUUAAACCUGUACAUGACAUUACUCUUUUUUAGAAGUCCCAUAUAUUGCGGAUCAUCAAACCUGAUCAAUAUAAUUUACAAGAGACAUAAAAGUUAA